AAAACCAAACAGCCGGUGUGAAGUGUUCAGACCUGCACAGACACAAACACACCGCCGCCACCGGGACGUGCUGCUACACCGGACGACUUCUACUAUUCCUACAUUCUUUAAUGUAUUCUUACUGGUCUGUUUAUUAGUAGUACACGUGUGCCACGAUGAUGACGAAUGGUGGAACCACAAGGCUGUACACGGUGGAGGACAUCAGAAAACAAGAACAUGACAAGGAGGGGUGCAGGCGACUGAGGCUCACACUACACGAGCAGAAGCAAGCAGCUCCGACAUCACAGCACCAGCAGCACAGAGAUAAGCCGGUUGGACGUGCGUUUGCACUGGUGCAGCCCGCCAACGACGGCACGCUUGUGACCCCUGAGCCCAUCAAAGCUAAAGAGGAGCAGGUGGAGGUCAUCAAGGUGUAUUUGGAGGCUCGCAGACAAGAAAACCAAAAACAGAGUCAGAACCUGAAGAUGCUGUCCGACGAAGUUUCCCAGAUACAAGAGGUGAGGUACUGCCUGAAGACACUGAGGGAGCAGAUGGCGUCCAAAAGCAAGAUGCACACAAACGGGUGGAAGGUGACCUCCCCAUUCAAGAAGCAAGCCUCCUCUAGCCAGAAAGGCGGAGACAAAAGUGAUGGACAGGAGGCAAGCGAGGAGGCGGAGAGGACCAAGCUGAGAGAAGUGAGUAAGCGCUUGUACGCGCAGCUUCAAGAUGCUGAGAAGAAGCACCAGGAGGAGAGAGAGAAGCUGCAGGCUGAAGGCAGCAUGCUGAGGGAGCGUCUCAGCGACCAGGAGGAGAAGCUGAAGAGCACUGAAGAAGCCAUUGAAAUGAAAGACCAGCGCAUAGAGGAGCUCCAGAGGCUACUGGGAGGCAUGGAGAAGGAGAGCGCCACCUUGAGGGAGACCAUUCGCCAUCAUGAAGAGGAACUGUGUGAGCUACGCCACAUCCGAGAGGAGGGCCCGAAGGGACAGCAAAGGGCAGAGCAGUUGGAGAAGGAGGUGGCCAUUCUCAAGGAGAAGAUCCACCAUUUGGACGACAUGCUGAAAAGCCAGCAGAGGAAAGUCAGGCACAUGAUUGAACAGCUCCAGAACUCUCGCAUGGUGAUCCAGGAGCGGGAUCGUGUGAUCAAAGAGCUGGAGGAGAAAGUAGCCUUCCUGGAGGCUGAGAACCGAGAGAUGCACGACCAGAUGGACUACUUCCUGGGAGGGUCAAAAAACCAUUCUUACCUUUCAUCAGAACACAAGCCCCAGAUUGUCUACAGUAAACCAAUCAAGCCGACCACCUCCUCCAACAAACCACUGCCGUUCAUCAAGGUCAUUGAAAUCAAGUCUUGAGGCCGUCAAGAAGAGAAGGUUUUUUUUACAUUUUUUGAAGCACCAAAGUUAGAUUUUUUUCCUGUAUGCGGACUGAAAACCACUGCCACUCCCCACCUGAAGUGGUCAGACUGCAACAAAUACUUUUAUUUAGCCUCUUGAAGGAUGCAGUGCACUUGUAGUGAGCGCUUUGUAGGCCACUGAGUGGGCUUCCUGUACAGACACGCUUAUGUACUUCACAUAUUGCAUAAUGUGUGCUUUGCUUGGAGAGGUGUGCAAAGUGCAGGAUGAGAUCAUAAAGAGUAAUGUAGCACUGAUUGUUAUGUCUCCCAUCACUUUCCAGUGUGUCGUAUGAAGUUUGACAACUGUAAAGGCUACUUUUAUGUACUUUUUUUUUUCUAUAACCACAUGGUUAUAUGACGUAAGCACCUACUGAAAGUGUGCAGAAAGUCAGUAGAAGGUGAAAACUGUUAAGACGUGUUAGAUGAAGUGUCGUUCAUUUGACAUACAUCCUGCAAAGCAUUUAAUUUGUCAUUGUUGCAUAAACAGCAGCACAGCUUGAAUGUCAUUUUUCAUUUCUAACAGCUUUCUUCUCUGUAUUUAUUUAUAUUAAAAUAAAAGCUUUCGACUAAUU
Molecule: messenger RNA, 1941 nt
Organism: Dunckerocampus dactyliophorus (ringed pipefish)
Lineage: Eukaryota; Metazoa; Chordata; Actinopteri; Syngnathiformes; Syngnathidae
Gene: tuft1a
Product: tuftelin 1a
Exons: 12
Coding region: 156-1328 (390 amino acids)
Biological process (GO): intracellular signal transduction
Cellular component (GO): intracellular anatomical structure
Source: RefSeq, a predicted model, not a curated record